AUGGGGGACGCCAUGAUGGACGGCGGUUUGGCGCGGCGCGCAGGCGCGGCGGUUGGGUUUGAAUCGUGAGGCGCCAGCGGCGGCCCGGCCCUAUGGGCGCUGAGGGGACGGGGGUCAGCGGCACAGAGCGGUGAGAACGGCGAGAACGGCCGAACAGCGGGGGAGAAAGGAGUGAAUGUUUUACAGGAGAAAUACUUCCUGCAGAAAUGGACAAAAUUUACAUGGACUCUAACGCGGAGAAUGAUAACACAGAGCACAUCAGAAGAAAACGGCUGUCCUCUAUAUUAAAGACUCCACGAAAUCCUCUUGAUGAUCUAGGAAAUGGGAAUGAACUCACUCAGGAUCUUAACAUAGAAAAGCGUAGGAAAAGCUCUCGACGUGUCAGCUUUGCCAACACCAUAAAUUGCAGGGUCUUCCAUCAAGAUCUCAAGAACAAUGCAGCAGAAAGAGAAAAUGAAGCAGAAGAAACUGAGAGUGAUGUCCUGCUUAAUCAAAAUGAAGAACCUGAAGCUGCUCCAUGUGGGAUCACUGGAAUGAGCACUUUGCUUCAUGCCCCUAUCCAGUCAUUGGCGCAGCAGACUGAGUGCCAAGAUGUGGACAGCGCUAUUCCAAGAACAAAUAGGCCUGAUACAACUGUCAUCUUCACAGAUGAAAAUGAAAUGGAUAUGACAGCUAGUCACACUGCAGUGAUUGCACGUAACCGGAUAAACAGUGAAAGUGACAAAACUGAGAAAAUAGAUAUUGUGUCGUUUCUGGCUGAGUUAAACUCUACCAAUGGAAAGGCAGAAAAAAGCAAAGAUUUUCAUUUUUCCUUUGAUACUGCAGACCAUUUUUGCCCAUCUUUUGAACAGAAGGAAGAUGCUACUACAGGAAAGAAAAUACAUUCCAAUGAGUUUCUGAUGAACUUGAACUCAAAUGAAAAAACACUUAAUCCUAUUGAAGGGCCUGAAAAAGAGAACCUUUUUUUUGUCCCUUCACAAGUUUCAGAAAACAUGGCACGAUCCUCAGUGGAAUAUGUAUAUUCCUGUAAACAACUGUCCACCUGCAAUGUAACAAAAAUUUUUAGAGAGCAAGAUGAUGGAAUGGAAAUAACAAAAUGCCAAGCAUCUGAUAUUCAAAAUAUGCAUUCUGGUCUUGGUGAGGUUCCAGCAGAGCAGUUGGCAUUUGCAGAUGUUACUCGGGCAUUUGCAGAUGAUGGAAUGGAUAUGACAACAAAUCACACUGCAAAAAUUCAUUUUCCCUUUGCCAUUGUAGGGAAUCAAAACUUAAGCUUCAAAGAGGAUUUUUCAUCCAUGGAGCUAGUGAACGAUAGAGUUAUCGUGAAGAGAACAUCUCACCAGCAAUUAAUCAUAAAUCAAGACCCUCAACUUUGUACAAGCAAAAAAGUGGUAAAUGUUGAAGACACAGUAGAUACUGCAGCACUGCGGGCUUUUAAGCAGGAGACCAGAACAUUGUCUUCUAUCCCAGGAUCUGUUUCUUCUGACACUGUUUUCCGAGAUGAUAAAACUGCUGUUUUUCCUCAGUGUGAUGACAUGGAAAUUACUGGGAAUUACAGAGAUGUAUUCCAUAAUGCAAGCACCGAAGGAAUGAACAAUUCAUGUCAUAAAGCUUCUGAAAAAACAGUUAACAGAAAUUCAUUGCUAGUAGAAAGAAGACCUCCAGUAAACAAUGACAACACGAGAAGUCUGUCCUUAGAUGAUAGAACUUCUCUGUCACAUAAGAAUGAUGCACGUGAACUAUCUUCAGGCUCAGAUCGACAAAGUGUAAGAGUAACCCCAGAUCACAGUGCUGCUUCAUUGAACUCUGGCUUCAAUUCAUGUACAAAUUCAGUAUCUACUGGUUCCUCUAAGGGUAGUCUUCAGGGCAGACUAGCAAACUCCCUACUUGUUUCACUACCGGGUGUGAAAACUGCAGUGUUUUCAGGAACAGAUAAGGACUUGACUAAAAAUGUUGUUGGCAAGGGUUACAGAGGGAACACUGAAAAUGAAUUUCCUCCUGGAACGUCCAACUCUGUCACAGGUAAACCACAUUUUCUUGAUAGUAGGUCUGUAUCUUCCAAUUCAAGGGAGCAGGAAAAAAUGGAAAUAACUAAAUGUCAGUCAGUUGUCAGUGGUGAUCAAAGCAUUGGGAUAACCACAGAAGCAAAACAAAUGCACUGUAAAAUAAUUCCAAGUAAGAACCAGAGCAAUAACAUUAGUGAUGCUGCAUGUUCUUUGGAUAGGGACAAGGAAAAUCUUGAGGCAAUUGGUGCUGAUAUCAGUUUUAGACAAAGCCAGGCUAUAGAAAUGAAUGCUAGAGGUGUUGAGGUGGCAACAGUCAAUAAGAAUCUUGGAAAACCAGGCUUUCAGGCUAGUAGUCUGAGUUCCUGUGCAAAGAGCAUGUACUCAGUCCAGGAGCAAAAGAGGGAAGUCUCUGAAAAUAUUGCUACUGACAAAGGUGCAUUCACAUCAUUGCAAAGUGAAAAAGUACAUGUUUCUCAGCCUUUGGGAAAUAAACUUCUGAAUUCUUCAGUUUCCUGCACAAAUGACAAAAGAGCCAUGUUUUCAGAUGAUGAAAAUGUGCAUAUAACCGAAGCUCAUUCUUCAGUUGUUACUCCUAUUAAUAUAGUACAAGAAAAUGAGAAUACUCACGUUCAAAAUAAUGUUAAAGCCAGACAGCUGCAAAACCAGAACUUCCAGUUUUCUGAUAAUUCUGAGAUAGAACAUACAAGGGGUGUUGAAGAGAGGUCAGUAGCCAGUAAUUCUAAACAACUUAAGGGAAGUUUCCAGUUGCCUUCCUUUUUGGAAAAGUCAGUUGUAUUUCCCUCUGGUGAAAACAUGGACUUGACUGAAAACUCUGCGGUAGUUGCUCCUGGUCAAAAUAUCUGUACUAUUUUCCCAGGAAGAAAAGCAGCACCGGGACAUAUUGAAGAUAAAAGUAAAACAUUCUUAAAAAAAGAGGUGACUGGAAAAACGCAUUUGCUUUCUGCAGGUGAGAAAACUAUCAUCUUUUCAGAAGGUGCUAACAUGGACAUCACUGGAAAUCAUACAACUACAACAGGCAACAAAACAAUUUUGCAGCCUAAAGUUUUGAACAAUGACAUGUCCUUCAUUUCUGAAGAUCAAACUUGUGUUUUUACAAAAAAUAAUGACAUGGAGAUAAGUAGGCUUGAUUCUGUUACAACUGAUAAUUCUCUGGAAAAAACUGUCUCUCAAGGAAUGCUUUACAGAACUAAUAGAAGGAAAAGCUUGAAGGGAACAAUAGGGGAAAAGACUGUUUUAUUUUCACUGAGUGAGAAUAAUGACAUGAGCAUCACAGAGGGACUUACAGCAGCAAUUAGCCGUGAAAUCGUCUCACAAAAUGAGGUAGGGUUUCCUUCUCCAUCUUCAGCUCAUCCUGUUACAAAUGUUACAUUCACAAGUAACAAGGCUGACGCAGGUAUUAAGUCUUGCUCUGCCAAUAAAAUUACUGCAAAAGUUUCAUGUGAUGAUGCAUUGAUCUCGGAUAAAACUGUUGGAUGGGAAGUUCCUUCAAAUGGAGAAGCUACUAUGUUUGCUAUGGAUGAUAUGGAAAUCACUAAAGCCCAUAAUGUAUCUCUAAAAGAAAAUUUUCUGAAAGGUAGGCAACCCAAUCAGUCUGUUGCUUUAACUUCCUCAAUUAUGUUUACAAGUGACCAGGCUGAUAUGGAAAUAACUGAGCAUCACCCUGUUGAUGGAAGUGUUGAAAGGGAUUUAUGUGAGGAUAAAUUAAAUCUACCCACACAGACUGUACAGGAGGCACUUUCAGAUAGCAAAACAGUCAUAUUUCCUUUGGCUGAGAAUAUGGACAUCACUGAAACUCAUGAUGUAUUAAGUGGUAAGAUCCGUGUAUGGAAUGGAAGGUCGACUCCAGCUAUUUCUGCAGUUCCUGCUGAUAAGACCAUUGUAUUUUGCCACAACCAAGAUGAUAUGGAAAUGACUUCAUUACAUACUAUUGCUGUUAAAAACAAUACUGAAGGAUCUGAAAAUCAAGAAGCAUCACAUAAAAGCUCUCUACAACCAGACUUGCAUAGUGCACCAUCGUCCUCUUGCAGAGAUGAAAUAGAUUCUCUACAAAUAAAAGACCUGAAUGGUGGGGAUCAUAAAAAAUGUAAUAUUAAGCCCUUAAUUCCUUCUGUUUCAUCAGCCUCAGCACUGCCUACUGAGGAAGGACAUACCAAAGCCCACGGUGGCACAAUAACAGAUUCUACUUAUUUCUCAGUUCCAAAAGAUGCUUUGGAUGUCCAGGCAUUACUUCCUUCCACAGAAAAUCCAAAUCCUGUAAACAAUAAGCAGGAUCUUUUACAUCCAGGAGCAAUGAAAUCAAGGAGAGCAUCUUUCAAGCUGCCAGGUAAUAUGGACUGCAGUGAAGAAAGUAGAGUUGAGAGAUCCCAUGUUUUUCUUCCUGCUCAGCACUCAGAUUCUUUGAAGGGUCCUCCAGAUGCACUUAGUACUCAGAGAAAUCAAGUAUUGACAGAUGAUUCAUCUAGGCAUGAAAAUCUAGCUACAGAUUUAGCUAUGGAUGGAGCAGGUGUUGCUCCAGUUUCUAACAAGGAAUUGGAAGAAAAUGUGCUGUCAGCUGAAGGAGAGGCAACAGAAUUCCAAGUAAACUCUGAACAAACUAAGCAACUUUCAGUCAGUGAUAAUCUGAGAGAUCCAAUAGAACCUGAGCCUGAAUUAUCAGGUAUUUUAAAUAUUUGUUCAAAACUGGAAAAUAUUAGAAGGAAAUCUAUAGUUGUUUCUGAAACUGUUCUUUCUGACCACUUGCUGAAGUUACCGACUCAACCAGAGAAUACCUUGAGGUUAGGAAGAAAUAGCAUAAAUGAACAAGAGUUAUGUUAUGACAAAGAGCAGGAGAAUGCAUGUCUUGAAUCUGGAGCUGCUCCCACACAUGCAAAUUUAGGAAUGGCACUUAAGGGCAGAUAUCAAGGAAGAAAUGUCCCUCUAGGUAUCUUUCAGCCUAAACUACCAAACAGAAGAAAUCCUUCUGUUUCAGGUGUGCAAGACAUAAAUGCAAAAUCUUCAGGCAAAGCAGAAUCACCAUUUCCAGAAGUAAAUCUGAAUACCAUUAAAGCUCCAGGUUUUGAUAACUUAAUUAGGCAGAACUUCAGCCCUUCUCAGUUUAUAGCAGAAGAAUUUCUUCCUGUCUGCCCAGAAGAAAUGGAUUCAAAUGAUUCUGUAAGCUCUGAUUUUGUGGAAGAGGCUUGCGACAACAAAAACAAAAGAGAAAUCCACCACAAUGAAGAGAUUCAAGUUGAAGAGACAAAAACUCACAACAGUGCAAAAAGAACUUUGAAAUAUGUUGAGGAGGAUCUUCAAAAUCUAAAGAAGCUCAAGGUGGAUGAAAUCGUGGUUGGUGAGACCUCCCAAGACUUGCAGGUUACUUAUGGCACUGUACCUGAAAGUCAAACAGAAGUUGCUGAAAGUGAAAAUUCUCCUCAUCUAUCAGCUAAAAACCCUGACUGUACUCAUGCCAACAGCAGCAGCUCUCUAGACUCUGUUAAGGCUGACACAGAAUUAACAAUUCAACGAAGCAGUCAAAUGGAGUCGCACCUUCUCAUAGAUAGCAUUUGUGAAGAUAAUUUGUGGGAGAAAUUUCAGAGUGGUGUCAUCACAGUUGGGGAGUUUUUUACUCUUCUUCAAGUUCAUAUUCCAAUUCAGAAGCCCCGGCAGAGCCAUAUUCCAGCUAGUUGUGCUGUCAGUGCUCCACCUACUCCAGAAGACCUGAUUCUCAGCCAAUAUAUUUAUCGUCCCAAGAUGCGUAUCUAUGAAGAAGAUUGUCAGGCUCUUUCUCAGAUGAUAGCUGAAUUAAAACAGUAUGUAAGUGUCCAGGAUCAACCACUAGUGAACGUGAAUAAGAGUUUGUGGGAAGUAAUGAGAACCUGCUCUGAUGAAGAGCUGAAGGUCUUUGGAGCAGAACUGAACAAAAUGAAAUCCUAUUUCAUCAAGGAAAGUAAAAUCCUGGCUCACAACGAGAAAGAGGCGCUAUACAGCAAAUUGCUGCAGAGUGCACAGGAACAAUAUGAAAAGCUCCAGUCAAGAAUAACAAACAUGGAUGAAUUGCUUAAGGAGGCAGAAAGUUGCCUUGCAGAUCUGGAAGCAGAUUCUGAAUGGGCAGAAUGUGAAACAGACUGCAGUGAUGAUGAAAUGGAAGGAGAGGACUCUGAAUCAAGAAAACUAGAAGAAGAAUUGGGAAGCCUCAAAGGUCAAGAAGAGGAACUUCAAAGAGAACUGUCAGACCUGGAGACUGAGAAUGAGCGAAUACUUGCUGAAAUGAAGCAUCUACAGGAAGAUGAAAAGAGCUGCCAGGAACUCCUGGAGAGAUUCAACUUCACUGAGUGGGAGAUCAGUGAAUGGAGUGAACGACAGGCAGUCUUUAAUUUUCUUCAUGAUUCUAUUGAACUCACAGUAGAGUUUGAAACCCCAAAAGAUGGUGAUGUUUAUGGCGAAAACCCUUCCAGAAAAAUAGUUAGUCUGAGCUUUGAAUCUCUCUUGGAUGAGGAAAAAGCUCCUCUCUCCUCCUGUUUAGUUCAAAGACUGAUAUUCCAGUUCAUUGGAAGUCAGGGAUGCUGGCAGGAAAAGUGUCCCACGCUGCAAUAUUUGCCCCAGGUGCUUCACGAUGUCUCUUUGGUGGUGAGUCGCUGCAGGAUCUUAGGAGAGGAGAUUGAAUUUCUGGAGAGAUGGGGUGGAAAAUACAAUCUUCUCAAGAUGGAUAUCAUUGACACAGAUCUGAAGCUCCUCUUCUCCUCUUCCACUGCUUAUGCAAAGUUUGAGUUGACACUGUCAUUAUCAUCCCACUACCCAUCAGCUUCACUGCCUUUCACCGUUGGAAAAAGAAUUGGAAAUAUAGGACACGAGGAGAUUUCUGCUGUUCUCUCUAAAGUACCUGUUGGUUACCACUACCUAAGAAGAACAGUGAGCUCGAUACAUCAAAAUCUGCUCCAGCUUCCCAGUUGAUUGCUUAGAUCUGCAUGCAGGAGUGAAGAAGUCAGAGGACAUUCUUUGCCUUGUGUAUCAUACAAACUCAGUGUCUCUCUCACCGGUCACCUUGGUGUCCUAUAUUCUUCCCUAGAAUGGCUGUUUGCCUUACAUAGCUUGUGCUUAAUCAUGACCUUGAAUGCUUUGUUCCUAGUGAGAAGACUGAGCUAUUGAAAUUAGAGGAGCCAUCCUUUUAUGUCAUCGGUGCACUCCAGAUUGACGUUGUAUAUAGGCUGUGUAUUACAUAGAUUGAGCUGCUGACAUCGAUGUAACCCUUGUGAGUUGAUAGUGUUGACAUUCCUCCUGUUUCUAAGCCCUCUAUAGGUAGAUAAUGUUUUGUACCUGUAAAAUACAUUGAAUUUGAAAGUUGUUUUCACGUGCCUUAAGCGCAUAUAUAUAUUUGUUGCUCUCCGUUGGGAAGGUGGAAGUUCAUUAAACUUUUGACUCAUUCCUUUUCCAA
Coturnix japonica (Japanese quail) is the source of this 7434-nucleotide messenger RNA. RefSeq names its product kinetochore scaffold 1 (gene KNL1). Gene Ontology annotation, biological process: attachment of spindle microtubules to kinetochore; protein localization to kinetochore; cell division. Lineage: Eukaryota; Metazoa; Chordata; Aves; Galliformes; Phasianidae. Gene Ontology annotation, cellular component: nucleus. The record is from RefSeq and is a predicted model, not a curated record.